GGCGCGGAGGGAUAUUAGCGGGACUACACCCAGAGUCUCCAUUCAGCCGGGACUCUUUACUGCUCAAACCCUCAUUAGAGAAGGGGGCGUGCGGGACAUCCAGAUUCACGGUAACCGCGCGAUACUGUCAGUCCCGUCUUCUUAAGGCUAGCUCGUGAGCGUCUGAAACUAGAGGGCAAACAUGUCGUGGCAGGGCUACGUGGACAACCUGAUGGCGGAUGGCGUCUGCCAGGACUCCGCCAUUGUUGGGUGCAACUCGGACUCUAAAUACGUGUGGGCAGCGCAGGAGGGGGGCACAUUCAUAAACAUCACGCCCACAGAAAUCGAUGUCCUAGUAGGAAAAGACCGACAAAGUUUCUUCACCAACGGCCUGACCUUAGGUUCAAAGAAGUGCUCAGUUAUCCGAGACAGCCUCCUAGUCGACAAUGAUUGGACAAUGGACAUAAGGACGAAGAGUCAAGGAGGAGAGCCCACGUACAACAUCACUGUCGGCAAAGCAGCCAAAGCAUUGGUUAUUGUCAUGGGCAAGGAAGGCACCCAUGGAGGGCUGCUCAACAAGAAAGCAUAUACCAUGGCUGAAUACCUGAGGAAAUCUGGAUAUUAAGACCCCUCCAAUCCUAGCGGCUCAUUCUGCUAACUCUUCUAGAUGGCUUCAUCUUCCAUUGGUUUUCAACUUUACUUCUAUUUGUGCUACCCAAACCCCAUUUCUUUCCCAUUAAGCUCCAUUUUUUUUUUUAUUGAGUUCAUUCCCUUUUUGGCACUACGAUCCCAUGGCGCUUCACACCAAAAAUUGGCUUUUUUGGGAGUUUGGUUGAUUAACCAAGGGCUUGAACUCAACUCAAAUUCCCAUUCCUAGAUCAAGUCUGGGAACGGUUGUCUGUAUGCAUAUCUUCAGACCUACUGAAUGAACCCUAGUUAGGUUGGAUGACAAAUUUAGCAUUUUUGUCAAAUUAAAAAUGGCAUCUGCUCUAACAAAUAUCCGUUUUGUCAUUUUUCCUUAAACUGAAGUUUGUCACCAUUGGCGCAUCAACACUAAUCUGUAAACUCAACACUAUCGAUUGAUUUUUUUUUUUUCUCAAGUUGAGGACCGUAGUUGGCUUUAAGGUUUUUUUUUUUUUUUUUUGAGCUGCAGGUAACAUUUUCCCCCCACAAUUAAAUGUUUCUUGACAUUCCGUCAUCGCACUUAUUUUGCUAGCUUAUGUAAUGUAUAAUUAAUUGGGUAUCAGCAGUCUAGGGUUUCUCUUCAGUCUGACCAAUUUUAAUCAAAUGCUUACCAACACAACACUAGCGCCUGAUCGCACACUUCGUCAACACUUAUAUCGAAUUGAACCCAUACUGUCAUGACUGUGGAAUAAAUUGCCUUCGAGUCGCCAGCGAUACAACUGUCUGUCAAAACUUGAUGUUUCAUCAAGUCCAAAUAUUCAAGUGUGACACUAAAAUCAUAAUGUGUAUCCUGUGCCAUAAUGUAGAGAAUCUGUUGUUAUCGAUUCAAACGGCUUCCCAAAUGAUUGUCGCUGCUUUGUUCAGGGGUUUUUAGUAUCUGCCUAAGCUUUGGCCUUGUGGGUGAUCUGUACAGGUGACUCUAGUUCAUUUAGUUCCCCCCCCCCCCCCCCCCUGUACUUUUUCAUAUAUCUUGGAUCUAGUCUGAUUUCUUAUGCAUAAAAACUGAGAAAUGCCAUAAGUUAAUUUCACCACCUUGUUUACAGACAGAUAAAAUAAAUAUAUUCCAACCCA
Messenger RNA from Carassius auratus (goldfish), 1734 nucleotides. Its product is annotated as profilin-2. The record is from RefSeq and is a predicted model, not a curated record. Bases 182 to 604 code for a protein of 140 amino acids. The transcript is spliced from 3 exons. Lineage: Eukaryota; Metazoa; Chordata; Actinopteri; Cypriniformes; Cyprinidae. Gene Ontology annotation, cellular component: cytoplasm. Gene Ontology annotation, biological process: regulation of actin filament polymerization; actin cytoskeleton organization; positive regulation of actin filament bundle assembly. Gene Ontology annotation, molecular function: actin binding.